Messenger RNA from Epinephelus fuscoguttatus (brown-marbled grouper), 9508 nucleotides. Its product is annotated as C2 calcium-dependent domain-containing protein 4C. Bases 1754 to 2998 code for a protein of 414 amino acids. NCBI's taxonomy places the organism in Eukaryota, Metazoa, Chordata, Actinopteri, Perciformes, Serranidae. The transcript is spliced from 2 exons. The record is from RefSeq and is a predicted model, not a curated record.
GAGAUAUCUGCCUUUUGUUUUCAUCAGAAUCAACAUAAUUAAUGUGUUAUCACAAGAAAAUGAGCUUUGUCAUCUUGAGAUCACGAAAUUCAUGGUCUCAAUUGCAAGCCGAGCUGUUCUUGGCUUCCACACAUUUGUUAAUCAUCAUGGUUUGGUAUUUUGAGAGCUCUGAGAGUCCUUUGGCUUUACUAAUGUCAAAAGACCUUGUAGGUGUUUCUCAUGGAAAACAGUCUGGACCGAGGGUUUCACAACAUCGUUUGGCCUCCUCGAAGGUGGCAUGAUCACACUGAUUCUGUACUCUUUACAUGACAUUGGCUGUUCUGUAGGCUAUAUUACUGAGUAAAUGUAAUGUAACUUAAUGUUUUUGGUCAAUAAGCUUUAGCAAGAGGUGUUUUAAUAACUAACCAAUAUAUUCAAGUAAGGACAACUGAGGCUCGAUUUUUUUUUCUUUUAUUCAUGGAAGUGAACACUGACUUGAAGUUAAAGUUUUCCACAUCACUGAGGCUUUAAUAAAGGCUGAAAUUCAUUUAUAUCUGUGCUUGGGUGAGGCAGAAACAGUCUGAGCUGACAACUCUCCCAGGCAGGGCUGUUCACAUUAACUGUUUUUAUCAGCUGUUUGUAAAGCCUCUGUCCUCGCUGUCACCAGAUAUUGACUCUCCCAGCUGAAAUCAGUACAUUUCUAAAUCCCUUCCUGUCAAGUCAAUGCAGCGCCGCUAUUGGCUCCAAGCAACCGAUCUGUGAUAAGGCAGCAGCGGCUGUGCACCUCUCAGUCCGCGGGUUUUAUAUGGCAGUUGACUCCAAACCAAGCAAACUGGACAAAUAAAGUGCUUUUUUGUCCUGCAGAUCAAUGAAGUCAGUGGGGCCCUUGCUAUUUUAGACAGACAAAUGUAUUUGUUGCCAUAGCAAAGUUUCCAGGGAAACCGAUCAGUCGGAUGAAACUCGAAGACAGACAAGAAAAAAAAGAGGAGCUGUAUAUCGAAUUAAAGCGCACAGGUGCUCCGUGCAGCAUUGUCUGCUCAGCUGCGUGCGCGUUUCCAGGUCAGAUAGUCUUAUUAUAUAUAAUGAUGAUUUACUGACACACAAAAGCUCUGUGCUGCCGGUGCAAGUGGGGAAAAAAAACACAUUUUGCUCUUUUUGAUGAGGCUGGAGCUGAGGAACAAAGUGUCACGUCUGUUCUUGGCAUUAAAGUUGUCCUUGGUUGAAAGCUUGAUUUCAAAGAGAGAGUGGCAUGUUGGGCUGAACGAUUGACGCAACAGAGUGAAAUCAAUUAAAAUAACCCUUGUUUUUAUCCCAGGGGAAAGAAAACAACAUGAAUAAAGCAGAGUGGCUGUUUGUUUCCUUAUACCCAAUUUCAGUGACAAAGUACUUGCAGAACAAAUGUUUCCAUAACACACCAUGAUCUGGAGAAGUGUUGGUUAUGAACAUGAAACCCACCUGUCAGAUUCCUCUGCCUCUGAUAUGUAACCAGUGUGUGUUCUAGUUGGUUCUGCUGGGAAACACGGAAACGCACAGUUUGAUCUUAUUGGUCAGCUGCAGCCCUGUGCCGUCUAUAAAACGCACAGCAAGCGCUCCGGAGCUGAGACCGUGUGAGGGCGCAGAGCAGCGCCGCGGAGCGCACAGGCUUACCCGGGGAAAAACACCUGUUAACUGACGGAGCAAGUGGACAAAGACGAGUGGGUCCCCUGUCUGUGUUGCUACACACCUGACUGCGUUGACUCCUUGCAGCCCACACAUCCCACUGUCUGGUGGGACCAUGUGGGUUCUGGAUAAGAUCCGCGGAUCGGUGGAGACUGGUGUGCUGCGGCAGGGGGAAAACGGAGACAAGAAAGGCGUCGCCUACAGCAACGUCCUCACCCCAGACAAGAUCCCAGACUUCUUCAUUCCUCCAAAGCUGGUCAGCGGCCCCCCAGAACCUGAGGUUGCUAUUGUGAAACCCAAAGAAGGACUGCAACCCUCAACUUCAGAGCAAACUAUAGGCGGUGGGAAGAAGAUCAGCAGCCCAAGAAGUCCACGCCUGGUCGCCAAGAUCGCAGGAGACACCAAGAACUUGCUGAGAGCUGCAAACCGUCAUAUCAUACAGAUAGAGAGUGCUGAUGAUGUCGGAGACACCAAUGCAGACCCCCAGUCGCAGACAGCAAUGUCCCUGCCUUAUGUGCCCAAGACUCAAACGCCUUAUGGCUUUGCAACCCUGAAGGAAAGCCCACAUACUCGGCGUAAAGAGUCCUUGUUCCACUGCGAGCUCACCAGUCCCAUCACCUCCCCAAACACCCAGAGAAGGACCCAGGGGAGAAGCAGCGAAGCAGGGAACCACUUGAACCCAGCUGACUUCAACACUUCUCACAUGAAUCCGUAUCGGUAUUUCAGCGGAGGAGAAAGUGACACCUGCUCCUCGGCUGAGUCCUCUCCCUUCAGCUCUCCGCUGCUCUCCCGCUCUGCCUCCCUGCUCAAGAUCUUCACCCAUGAGACGCAAGCCAAAGUCGUUAAAGCCAAGCGGACGUUUGCUCGCCACAGCUCCCUCUCCACUGACGAGUGCAGCUCAGCUGAGCCCAGCCCCAACAUCCAGCGACGGCUCCACGUCCCCUCCUGCCACGGAGCCGGAGGAUCAGACCACGGGCUCCAUCGGGAGCAAACCCUCAACCUGCACAAAGGCGGAUCAGUGAGGAUCAGCGCCAACUAUGACUCCAGCACAUCCCGCCUGCUCAUUCGCGUCCUGGCGGCGGAGAGUCUUUACGACAAGCAUGUUGACAUCAAGAGCAUCAACUGCUGCGUGUCCAUCUACCUGAACCCGGGCAAGCUGCAGAAGCAGAGGAGCAACAUCAUCAAGAACAGCCGCAACCCGGUCUUCAACGAGGACUUCUUCUUUGACUCGAUAAGCUCGGUUCAGGUGAAGAACAUGUCUGUGAAGUUCAAGGUGGUGAACAAAGGCACCAGCCUCAAGAGGGACAACCUGCUGGGGGAGCGAGAGGUGCCGCUGACGAAGCUGCUCUCAGGGGUUUAAAGCCACGGGACCUGGCGGUCAAACGAGGCAAAAAACAGGGACACUGAUUAAAACUUAAAUUAGAUGUUUGCACUGGUUUCUAUUCAAAUUGCUGUUUUUGUUCCACUAAAUGAAAACAGUGAACGUUACGAUGAAGGGCGAGGAGCAGGGAGGGUUUCCAGUAAUUGAAAUAUAUUCCUGGAAGGAAAGAAAGGCUUUUUUUUCUGUGAUCUGAAAACACUGCAAAGCUCUGAAAAUGAACCUCUUGAUGUAUGUGGACGGAUGAAGGAUUUACUGUGGUCAAGGCUCGCCUGGAUCCUUCAUCCCCAAUAAUGAAUGCUCAUUAAACCAAGCCGGUCUCGACAGCAACAGAUGAAUUUGACAGAUGAAAGUUUUUUUUUUCCUGGACGUAUCUCCCCCGCCAACUUCCUCAGCCAGGUCUAGUUCAAAGGUUGGACGACACCUGUGCAUCAGCCCGUCUCGCUGUCCUUGCCUGCACUGUGUUGGUCAUGUGUGGCAUGGUUUUAUUAUUGUAAUGUGACAUAAAUCCGCGGCAGCAGAGGAAGCGAGUGUACAUCAGCCGCGCCAUGUGUGCAGCACAAAGAUGCCUUUGUGAAUCGGAGCUUUGAAGUGGCACUACAUCCUGAUGUGCAAAUGACCCUUUGAUCCCAGUUGCCAUGGCCCACCUCCUACUGGGGAAGGCGAGGGACAAACAGAGCAGCUACAAUAGUCGCAUUAAGAUGCACAUGAUAGAAAUAGAAAUUAUAACACAAAGUCCUAUGAUUGGCAUAAUCUGAUCUGAUUCUGUAUUAAUAGAAAGCAGAACUCCAGUUACAUUUAUGUGUUGCCAAAACCUCUAAGUUUUGUCUGUAAAUUAGUAAAAUUAAAGUAACAUUAAGGUUAAAGGUGCCCUGUGGAGUUUUAUUUUAAACAAUUGAACAUUGUCUUCACAUUCAAGCCCCGUGAACAUGUGUACAGAUGUUUUAAAAACAGAUAUUUUCCCCUCUGUUGUUAAAAAAAAAAACGUCUGUCCACAUUAUCUUUGAACUUAGAUAUUAGAAAAAAGUUUUAGUGACCUAAAACUGUUGACGUGUGGAUAAGAACCCAAAACGUAGAGGAAAAUAUCAGUUUUCAAAGACAUCUGUAUAUAUGUGUUUUACUAAAAUGCUUUGUGUGAAUCCCCCAGGUCUAACAAAUGUGUGAAAUGCACUUCCUUCCCCAUAAAACCCAUUUUAAAUAUUUAAAACCCUGCAUUGUUUACAUCCACGCUUGCUUGAUAUCAUUCCUUUAUCUCGACUGCAUUUGACGGUGCAUUACGACAUUUGUUUGUCGAUUAGCAAAUCAGUGUGAAACCAGCGGCAGGAUGUGAAGUGCGGAGUAGCUCUCUCACAAUGACUGCUCCACAGCACUACUCCUGGUCAAAAACUCCACAGGGCACUUUAAAGUUUAUUUUUCUUUUCAGAAAUUGUAAAAAUCUGCCUGUGUAGUAAGAAUGUUUGAACCUGUUUCUCAAGCAAGUCAAUUUUUUUAAUUAAUCGUUAUAAUUCAUGUAAAGUAAAAGUAAAAGAUUGCUUCUGUGCAACAUUCAGACAGGUUGAAAUAUUCCUCCUGCACUCACAUAUUUUUUAAUGUAUUAUUUAAAAAGAAAAGGUUUUAAAACUCAGCUACAGACAGAAAUCCAUGCAGUGCUGGGUACCUGGUUUUUAAUGUCUUUAGUAGCAAACACUUCUAUCUUUAACUGCAUGAAACCCACCUCACUGAGUCGAUGAAUGUGCUAAAAGAAGGAUAUGUGUGCAUGUGUGCACGAUAUAUAUAUAUAUAUAUAUAUAUAUAUAUAUAUAUAUAUACAUAUAUAUACAUAUAUAUAUAUAUAAAACCAUCCUAUAUUUGAUAUAUUCUUAAUUUCUCUUUGGUUGAUGAAAUCUCUCAAGCCUUAUGAAGGACCUGCGUGGACGUCAUGCAUGCCUCAUCCAGUGUGGGCACCUUGAUUAAAUCUUGUGCAACUAGGCAACCAGCUCUUGCCACAUCUUCACUCUGCAUUCAGACCUGCUGGCAACACCUCUGUGUUAUUCUGCAUGGAUUCUCAACACCAAAAACAGCCAAGACGAUGAGUUGAGGAGUUUUUCCUUCAGUCAGACAUGUCAAAUAUUUCUCUCUCUUUUUUCUAAAGUAGCAGCAUUUUACUGAUUUAACUGCUUUUUGGUUCAUUUUGAUAGCAGUGGGACGAGAGGCAAGGUGACUCAGAGUCACACUUUUUACUGUGUAAAUUAGACAUGUUCGUCACGUUAACACAAUUAAACAGUCGUCGAUUUAUGCAACCAGGCUGCUGCCUUAGUCACAGUUUCGGCAGUGGACAAAUACAGUACUUGUGUGCAUGCAAAUGUAUUAAAUGUCUCACGUGAGAAGAAAAAGAGCACUCGUGUCACAGUGCAGAGAACCAGUUGCAUGGCAUGAAUAUGUCACUGACACACUGGUGUUUGCAUGACAUGCUCAAAGUUUUAUGAAACCCCAAAGCCUUACGAUGUACUGUAUGAGAGUGUGUGUGUGUGAGAGAGAGAGGCAGAGAGUGUGUGUGUGUGUUUUUGAUUAGCAUGAGAUUUCGUCCAAAGUUGUUGAUUUUCUAUGUACAACAUGUAGUAUUUUGUAAAAUGCUUUUAAAUGGUUUGAAUCACGUGUUGGAUUUGUACUGUAAAGAUAUGUACUAGUUUCUACAAGCAAAAUGCCAAUUAUGCACCAAUGAGUGAGACGUGCUGAUGAGAGGCAUUUUAAUUAUGCUUCUAAUGAAGCCCGGGAGGAAGACAUGUUUUUAAAAAAGAAAUGAGGCAAACAAGGAAAACAAUAUCAUGUGUUUAGACGUGAACAGCAGCUCUCGCCUCUCUCUGCGGAGGAGAGAAGAGAAGACAGAGACAUCAGAGUGAUGCAAAUUACCGAGGUGUCUGUCUGACACACUGCCCCAAAGCUUCACUUUAAUUCUGAGAGGAUUACUCUCGCCUGGUGUUUAUAGCUCAGUCCUGGCACUGUUCUUGAUAUACGGUCUCUAUAUAUACAGUGACACUGCUGGUUGGCUUUGUUAUGGUGUGAAAGUCAGUGAUCUAUUGUAAUCUCUGUUGCAAACAUUCGGUGCCUGCUCGUAGAGUUAUUGUAUUUUUUACUCAGACUUCCUGAACUGUACUCAACCCUGUUGUUACUGAACCCUUCCUGAAGUUCCUUCUAGCAUGACUAACAUACUUUAGUAGUGUCGGUAAUGAAUUUCAGUGGAUUCAUAUUGUGCAGUGGUGAGUCGCCUUGUGCUCUGAUUCUAGAUGAGGAUUUGCUACCGACAGGAAUGUUUAUAAUGAUACACCUGAAAUGUGGGUGCUGAGUUCUGCAAACUGUGUAACAAAGUCCUGUUUUUUGUUACUAAUUGCUUUGACUGUUUUCAUAUGGCUUAUCAUUUAAUGAACGUAGGGAGAAAAAAUAAUACACAGUUAUCUGAGUAGUCAUGGCCAGGCUUUGUCACAGAUUCAUAUUCUGCAAAUGUGGAAGAGUUGGGCCAGGAAACAUAUCUGAGAGCUUAAUAGGAGGUGUUAACAUUAUUACAGGUUUCAAAUUUUUAAAAAGUUUAUCUUUGACUUUCCGUCUUUCCCUCAAGCUCAGAAAAAUCUGUAAUAUAUUUGAUAAAAAAAAAAAAACAUUCUGGGCUCAGAGUAAUAUUUCUCUUCCUGUCUCUGAAUAUUUUCAGAAAAGGUAGGAAGUGAAGAUAAAAAUUAGGUUUUAUAUUUUACAUUUUACGACACAGCAAGCACAAAGUUGCUGUUCAAAGCUGCUCAUUUUUGAACAGGGAAUUCAUGAUAAAUUGGUUUGUGCCCUUUCUAUUGCUGUAGCAGAUUUUGAGUUUAGCUGAAGGAUUAUCGCACAUCCACAGAAAUAUAUCGGACAAUGUAUAGAUUAGCACUGUGGUUCCCAACUGGUGGGUCAACAUCCAAAAGUGGGUUACGGGUCCUUUCUGAACGUGACUUACAAACAUGUCAAGUCUGUAAAAAAAACACUUUAUUUUGAAGUACAAUGAAUUUCGCAGCACAGAGCUUUUAUUCUGAAAUGCUGUUUCCUGCUGUAGAGUGAGUGACUAAUGAUGGACAGCUGAUUGACAGAGACAGAAAAACUAGCUUGAUGACAUAGCCAAGCGCAUGACCUUGAGUCAAAGACUGAGAAGAAAUCUGGUGGCUGGAGCAUCUGGGAAGCACUGGAUUAGCAUAUACAUUGCAGAGCAUAGACUGUGUAAUGAAGAUGGGUGACUUGACAGCUGCCCAAAAGUGAAGCCAAAAAAUCUUGAUCGCACCCUGGUGGCUGGCUGCAGUAUAAGUUAUAAAAGAAAAGAUCAGACUACACAUCAAAUCAAGUUUUUCCGCACAGUGUGUGUUUUUUUCUGAUAGCCAAAGUUUGAUUUAAUUAGCUAUUUAAUGCUAUAAAAAGCUUGUGAACUGAAUACUACAGAUAUGGUGACUGCGCAGACUCUGGCUCCAAAUUACAUCAACAGUGCAAGAUGGCAGCAGCCGUAUUGGGGAUAUUUUGGCUUCAUUUUUGUACAGUGGGAGGAAGUGAAGGGUCGUCAUCCAUCUGUUAUACAUACUAUAGUUAGAAGUGCUAAAAAGCUCACGUGAAAAAAUAGUCCUUUUUUUCCCCCAGCUGUAGUUUGUUUAACUAUCUGACAAGACAAAACAUCCAAAUAGUAAAAAAAAAUCACUUUUGAGGUAGUCACAAAAAAAUUAAACACUCCUCUCCAUUUAACUAGUCAGUAACUUUGCUAGCAAGCUAAUGGUCAAAAUUGUAGAAUGGGUUAAAAACAAAGAGCUAACUUUGGUUCUCAUAACUGGUGGGGAAAAUGUUGCCGGUAGAAAGAUGUUGUUACCACCUAAUUCAUGUAAAAGUGUUCAUCCUCUGAACAGGGGGCAUUUCUUUUCUACUUUUAUCUGUCUAAGAUAUAGGCUAUAGGCUCAAUUUCCUGCUACCAUUAGCAUGUUAGCCUGUUAUUUAAACAUCAGUCUCAAAGUGCAGCUGAGGCUGAUUCGACUGUGUUCGCCAAAUUGUUUGACAUUUUUGAAAAAGGCUUCUUUUUUGCAUUCUUGCCAAGAGUUAGAUGAUAUAAGAUAGAUACCAUAUCUGAGCUAGGGCCAGGAGGCAGUUAGCGUUAGCUCAGUGUCAAGAUAGCAAACGGGGAAAGUGCUAGCUUGGCUUAUUUAGAAGUGAGUAAAAAUAAUACGCCUACCAGCACCUCUGAAGUUGUCUUAUUUAAGAAAUACUUUACCCACAAAACAACCAUUUUGUACAUCAGUUACUCACCUUGUGUUAGGCUUGUAAGAGAAAUCUUUGUUUUUUAGCAUUCCCCAACGAUGAACGAAGAAUCCAAAAUCGGAGAUACACAUUGAUGAAUUGAAGUAAAAGGGGUCCCCACAGUAAACUAUAACAAAAUAUCUAUUUACAAACUCUCACACAACUCUUGCAUCAUAAUCCAAGUCCUUUUUAUCCAGUUGCAUGCUCAAUACUUCCCAAACACGCCUGGGCUUGUGCGCCCAUUUGUACUAGUUUUGCCUGUUGGUGAGGCAAAUAAAAUGUCAGCUGAUAAUCUUUUUUUUGGCCAUUUUGCCUUUAAUGGACAGGAAAGCGUGAAGGGGGGAGAGAGGGGGGAUGAUAUGCAGCAAAGGGCCACAGGCUGGAUUUGAGCCCGGGCCGCUGUGGCAACAGCCUUGUACAUGGGGCGCCUGCUCUACCACUAAGCCACCGACGCUCCAUAUCAGAUGACACUCUAAGUAAUUAGAAUUCACCCCCCUGGGGACAAGGAAUGUUUGUGCCAAAUUUUAUUACAAUUUAUCCAAUCCAUAUUUCACUCUGGAUCAAAGUGUUUAACCAACAAACAAACGUCACCUUAACCAGGGUCGUGCUGAUCAUGUGCUUAAAAACAAGGUUGGUUAUUUCAAAUGCUGACAUUUGUUUGAUCCACAGUGGAAUUACCAGAUUUACGUUCCCAUUAUCCAGCCUGCUGGUGGAAAUCAGUCCUUGUAUCCCUGCACUCCAUAGCUGUUUAAUUAAAUAAGGUCCAGAGAGGCUUGACUGAUAACAUUUGAAAUGAGAAUUGAGUGAAGAGUAGGUGCUGGUGUGUGUGAGAUACUGAGAAUGGCGGAUGUUGGAUGUUGUAUGUAAGUGACGGUCUCAUUUAAUGUCCUCAUUUAUGUAUAUAUAUAUAUAUAUAUAUAUAUAUAUAUAUAUACAUGUAUAUUGUGCAUAUGCUGAAGUGUCCCUCAAGUCUUCCUGUCUUGACAGGUUCUCUCGUAAAACUGAAACUGAAAAGCGGCCGUCCAUUACUUGACAGUGAAAUCUUUAUUUCUCUCCAGACGUAGAUAAUGAUAGAAGCUGGUUUAAAUGUUUGGUUGCUGUGCUUGUUGUGCAUCCAGCCUGUGCGGGUGUUUUUUACUGUGAUGCUACAACCACUGACAGCUGUUACUUACUGUGUUAAUGGGUGUGAAAUACUUUAAUUAAAGGAAAAGUUCCACAGCA